Messenger RNA from Wickerhamiella sorbophila, 1443 nucleotides. Its product is annotated as Pumilio 6, chloroplastic. The record is from RefSeq and is a predicted model, not a curated record. NCBI's taxonomy places the organism in Eukaryota, Fungi, Ascomycota, Dipodascomycetes, Dipodascales, Trichomonascaceae. Gene Ontology annotation, molecular function: mRNA 3'-UTR binding. Gene Ontology annotation, biological process: post-transcriptional regulation of gene expression. Gene Ontology annotation, cellular component: cytoplasm. Bases 1 to 1443 code for a protein of 480 amino acids. The transcript has a single exon.
AUGGACAUCCCCAUACCAAACGACACCAUUGCUACCUCGAAUUCGCAAACCAUAUGCACUGCCACACCCGAUAACGAAACUGCUGCGAUCGCAAACGACUUUGAAGACGCUUCGCCCGAGCCUCACGAUGCUCCACCUCGCCGGCCUGGCGUGCCAGCUACUUGGUCCUCCGAACUGAUCACCCGUCCAGGAAAAAUGUUCCAGUGGGCUCGCCGUUCCACUGAUUCGACCCGCAAAGCCCACCUGACCACGGCCCUGGACCAGAUCUCCACCCCGCUUCCUCGAGAUACGUUGUUUUUGCAAGAGAUCGGCGGGCCGGCAGAGCGUGCACCGGCUGCAGGCCUCCCGAACACCGCAUUCACAGAUCCUUCACCCUCUGACUUUAAAGUUGCCGACCUGCAACCGGAUGCCAAUUCAAGCCAAAACCGGUCAAAGUCAGACCCGUCCACUUUCCAGGCUCCUCGCCAACCCAGCCAUGCCUCAAUCCACCCGAUCGCUUCCGACUCCACCCAAGCAACCAAUCAAAGAACUCAGUCAUCUUCUCCCCCAAAUCUGGGCAUUACCAAAAAGUAUCUAGCAAAUGUUGAUUCGUUGCUGGGCCGCACGUUGGCCUCAGAUCAACAGGCCUCUUUGAACCUCCAGCAGAUGCUAAAAAACGCAUCCCCCUCCCAACGGGCAGCUUUGCAGCGCGAGAUCAUUGCACGAAUGUCUCAAAUGGUAUCCAGUAGAUUCGGAAACUUCGUUGUGCAACGCAUGCUUGAAGUUAGCGACCCAAGCUUUGUGGAGAACGAGGUGUUUUUGAAAGUCAAGGGCCAAGUUGCAACCUUGUCCCUCAACGCAUUUGCCUGCUACGUCUUGCAGAAGCUUCUGGAUGUGGGAUCCCAAAGCGUGCGGCAGCAAAUUCUUGAUGAAAUGCUCGCCCAGGUGGUCGAAACUAUCACAAACGCAUCGGGAACCCAUGUUUGGCAGAAGCUUCUCCACCUUCCUUGGCCAGAAUCACUGCCGAAUGUCGUAAAACAAGUAUCUGCCGCUUUAGAUGCCGCAUUUGCCAUGCAAAUCGCCGAAUCAGGCGGAGGAGACUGCAGUGGCUGGAUGUACAUACUCCAAUACCCGCCCGGAGCAGCUGCCGCCCGCAGCUUGAUAGGAGCGUCACACUUACCGGGUGCGGCCCAGGUGCUCAACCGCUUAUCACAGUCUAUGAAUGAGCUCAUAGCCAAUCCUGAAUUGCACUCAAUCCCUCUACGUAUGGCCCAAAGUGCGAAUAUUUACCGUGAUCGCGUUAUAGAGCAUGUCCUGCUCCAUGCGGACGAAUAUACCCGCGAUAGAGAGCUCGUGCCAUUCCUUAACGAGUUGCUUGCACAUAAAAUACCUGGCUUUGCUGAAAAACUGAGAGCCAGUAUCUUCUAUGUACCGCCAGAGCUGGACUUGGCAUUGGAAUCGUGA